Molecule: messenger RNA, 3215 nt
Organism: Lucilia cuprina (Australian sheep blowfly)
Lineage: Eukaryota; Metazoa; Arthropoda; Insecta; Diptera; Calliphoridae
Product: xenotropic and polytropic retrovirus receptor 1
Exons: 8
Coding region: 539-2563 (674 amino acids)
Biological process (GO): phosphate ion transport; cellular response to phosphate starvation
Cellular component (GO): Golgi apparatus; plasma membrane; cytoplasm
Molecular function (GO): inositol hexakisphosphate binding
Source: RefSeq, a predicted model, not a curated record
UAUUGUCUGCCGAGUUUACUUUAAAAAUUACCAAAAAUUAUUAUCAAUUAUUUACGGAAAAUUAUUUAAUUUUCCUGCUAAAAUGCGUGCCUUUACUUAAUUCACAUAAAAUUGUCUUUUUUUGUUUGUUUCUAAAUCAAUUGUAAAGUGAUAUUUUUUGUGUAAUAAUAAAUUAUACUACGAUUAAGUUAAAUAGUGUGAAUUUUGUACUUAAAAAGACUGAUAAUAAAAAAAAAAAUAAAAGUUAAAAAAAAACAAGCGAAUUAAUUAAAUUUAAACAUGAUUUUAAGAAUGAAUACGAAGAGUAAUUUUUAUUAACGUGGAAAACAAAAAGAAAGAAAAGUGUUUGUGUAGUUAGUGUUUUUUGUUGUUGAUUUUAUGACAACAACAGCGGUAAUAAAUUAAAAAAAAUCAAAUGUUUACAAAGGAUUAUUAAAUGUUUACUAAGCGUUUUUAUAUUUAGAAUUUGCGAAAAAAAAUUGUAAAACAAGAAAAUCGACGAUAAAAAACUGAGAUUCAUAAUUUGUAAGUUGCCAACAUGAAAUUUGCUGAGCAUUUAACGGCUCACAUAACGCCGGAAUGGCGUAAACAAUAUAUUAACUAUGAGGAAAUGAAAGCCAUGCUUUAUAUGGCUGUAGAAGAAGCUCCCUCCGUUGACAGUGUGGAAGAUGAAGUUUUAAAACGACAUUUUGCCAAUUUUGAUGAGAAUUUCUUUCAUUAUUGUGACAAAGAAUUGAAAAAGAUCAAUACAUUUUAUUCGGAAAAAUUAGCCGAAGCCACACGUAAAUUUGCUACUUUAAAAGCUGAACUGAAAACCUGUAUCGAAGAGUCUGAACGCAGUGCAAAAAAAUCGAAAGCUUUAAAGAAAGCCGGUUUGCCACAUCGUAAGGCCCAAGAGCUUAAAUUGGCAUUCAGUGAAUUUUAUUUAAGUUUAAUUCUUCUACAAAACUAUCAAAAUCUUAAUCAUACCGGUUUUCGUAAGAUUCUUAAGAAACAUGAUAAACUAUUGCGUGUCGAUACUGGUGCCAAGUGGCGUCAGGAUCAUGUUGAGGCCUCACAUUUCUUUAUUAAUAAGGAUAUUGAUAAUAUAAUUAAUGAAACAGAGACUACUGUUACCUCCGAGUUAGAGGGUGGUGAUCGUCAACGUGCUAUGAAACGUUUGCGUGUUCCUCCUCUCGGUGAACAACAGAGUCCUUGGACAACAUUUAAAGUGGGUUUGUUUUCGGGUUCCUUUAUUGUUUUGGGUAUUGUGGUGGUGUUGUCUGCAAUUUUCCACGAUAUUAGUGGUGAAAAUCUUAAAGUCACAUUUCGUUUAUAUCGUGGUCCUUUAUUGAUUAUCGAGUUUAUAUUUCUGAUUGGUGUUAAUAUCUAUGGCUGGCGUUCAUCGGGUGUUAAUCAUGUACUUAUAUUUGAAUUAGAUCCAAGAAAUCAUUUAUCGGAACAGCAUCUAAUGGAAUUAGCGGCGAUUUUUGGUGUCAUUUGGACUUUAAGCAUGUUGAGUUUUCUCUACUCGGCUAGUUUAAGUAUACCGGCUUUUAUAAAUCCGCUUACAUUAACCAUUAUAAUGGUAUUAUUUCUAAUAAAUCCCUUUCAUGUACUGCAUCAUGAUGCUCGUUUUUGGCUAUUAAGAAUAUCGGGUCGUAUGGUAGCUGCCCCCUUCUUCCAUGUAGGUUUUGCUGAUUUCUGGCUGGGUGAUCAGUUGAACUCUUUGGCUACUGCUCUAUUAGAUUUUGAAUAUUUAAUCUGCUUCUAUUUUACCAAUGGCAAUUGGUUUGAGGCUCGUGAUGCUUCUAUUUGCAUGGAAAAGGACUUUAUUAUAAGACCCAUUUUUAAUUGUCUGCCUGCUUGGUUCCGUUUCGCUCAAUGCCUUAGGCGUUACCGUGACACACGCGAAGCUUUCCCGCAUUUGGUAAAUGCGGGCAAAUAUUCUACGACAUUCAUGGUGGUUAUAUUUGCCACAUUAAAAAGUUUUAAUAGUCGUUAUUAUUCCAAUACUUUUGAUAAUCCUUAUACCUGGUUAUGGAUUGUGGCUUCAGUGGUAUCCUCUUGUUAUUCUUAUACAUGGGAUAUAAAAAUGGAUUGGGGCUUGUUUGAUAAAAAUGCCGGCGAAAAUACUUUCUUGAGAGAAGAAAUUGUUUACUCUUCCACUGGUUUCUAUUACUUUGCCAUAGUUGAGGAUUUGCUAUUGCGUUUUAGCUGGGCCUUGUCAUUUUAUAUAACCGAAAUGAAAUAUUUAAGUGGCGAUAUUAUGACUUCUAUAACCGGCAUUUUGGAAGUAUUCCGUCGCUUUGUUUGGAAUUUCUUUCGAUUGGAGAACGAACACUUAAACAAUUGCGGUAAAUUCAGAGCUGUACGAGAUAUUUCUAUAGCGCCCAUAGAUUCAUCAGACCAAACGCAAAUACUACGAAUGAUGGACGAACCGGAUGGUGUUAUUAAUCGUUAUACAAAAACUAAUCGUCCUAAACCUAAAAAAUCAAAAGACCCCGAGAAGAGAAGUCUUCUACAACCACGUGGCUCCUUACAGGAUCUAACAAUCGACAUCGAUGGCACUAAAAAACUUUAAAACUUAAAGUUGUGCCAAAUAAUUAUCAUAAAUAAACACUUAAUAAUUUUAAUUUAUUUUAGUUCAAAACUGCAGAAUUUUGCAUAUUAGUUUAAUUAUUACAAUUUUCCCAUUUAUCCCUUUUUCUUUAAAAAAACGUCGAGUACUUAAGAGCAACAACAAACAUUAAGAAAAAGCAAAAAGACCUUUAAAAUGCCAUACAAUUUAAAAUAUAACUUUUUUUUAAGGCAGUAUUACUUAAAAACUAAAAAAGAAAAAACGAAAUUAAAAUAUUGUUCUUCCUUGUGUUUAAAAAAAAUAUAUAUUAAAAUUGAUGAUACCACAUUACAUUCCUAACGUUUAUAAACGUAACAAAAUUAAAAAUUAAAAUUUUUAUUGUUUCUUUUUUUCUUGUUUUUCAUCCCUACUUUAUGUGUGUUAAGUGUAUUUUGUUUGUGUAAUAUGUUUUUGAUUUUUACUUUACUAUAAGUGCUAAAGUUAAUGUUUCUAUCAACAAGUUUUGUUACAAAACUUGGCUCAUUCUAUUGAUGAGCUUUAAAUUUAAAUUUAUACAUAAUUAUUAUAAUUAAAAAGUAAAAACUACAGUUUACAUUUGCAGAAAAAUAAACUAAAUCGUAUGUAUAGAUAUACAAAUAAAAAAAUUAAUUUAAAA